AUGGCCGGGGCUCAGCCCGGGGUGCACGCUCUGCAACUCAAGCCCGUGUGUGUGUCCGACAGCCUCAAGAAGGGCACCAAAUUCGUCAAGUGGGAUGAUGAUUCCACUAUUGUCACUCCAAUUAUUUUGAGGUCUGACCCUCAGGGAUUUUUCUUUUACUGGACAGAUCAAAACAAGGAGACGGAGCUGUUAGAUCUCAGCCUUGUCAAGGAUGCCAGAUGUGGGAAACACGCCAAAGCGCCCAAGGACCCCAAGUUACGGGAACUUUUGGAUGUGGGGAACAUCGGACGUCUGGAACAUCGUAUGAUAACGGUGGUGUAUGGGCCUGACUUAGUGAACAUCUCCUAUUUGAACCUCGUGGCUUUCCAAGAAGAAGUGGCCAAGGAAUGGACAAAUGAGGUUUUCAAUUUGGCAACAAACCUGCUGGCCCACAACAUGUCCAGGGACGCAUUUCUGGAAAAAGCCUAUACUAAACUUAAGCUGCAAGUCACUCCAGAAGGGCGCAUUCCUCUCAAAAACAUAUACCGCUUGUUUUCAGCAGACCGGAAACGAGUUGAAACUGCGUUAGAGGCUUGUAGUCUUCCAUCAUCAAGGAAUGAUUCAAUACCUCAAGAAGAUUUCACUCCAGAAAUGUACAGAGUAUUCCUGAACCAUCUUUGCCCUCGACCUGAAAUUGAUAACAUCUUUUCCGAAUUUGGUGCCAAAAGCAGACCAUACCUUACUGUUGACCAGAUGAUGGAUUUUAUCAACAUUAAGCAGCGAGAUCCCCGGCUAAAUGAAAUACUUUACCCACCUUUAAAGCAAGAGCAAGUCCAAGUAUUGAUUGAGAAAUAUGAACCCAACACUAGCCUCGCCACAAAAGGACAGAUAUCCGUGGACGGGUUUAUGCGCUACCUGAGUGGAGAAGAAAAUGGCGUCGUGUCACCUGAGAAACUGGAUUUGAAUGAAGAUAUGUCUCAGCCCCUUUCUCACUAUUUCAUCAAUUCCUCGCACAACACCUACCUCACAGCUGGCCAGCUGGCUGGAAACUCCUCCGUCGAGAUGUACCGUCAAGUGCUCCUGUCCGGUUGUCGCUGUGUGGAGUUGGACUGCUGGAAAGGACGGACUGCAGAGGAGGAACCAGUCAUCACCCAUGGGUUCACCAUGACAACAGAAAUAUCCUUCAAGGAAGUGAUAGAAGCAAUCGCUGAGUGUGCAUUUAAGACUUCACCUUUUCCAAUUCUCCUUUCAUUUGAGAAUCACGUGGACUCCCCGAAGCAGCAGGCCAAGAUGGCAGAGUAUUGCCGGCUGAUCUUUGGGGAAGCGCUUCUCAUGGAGCCCCUGGAAAAAUACCCACUGGAGUCUGGAGUUCCUCUUCCAAGCCCUAAUGAUUUAAUGUACAAAAUUUUGGUGAAAAAUAAGAAGAAGUCACACAAGUCGUCGGAAGGAAGCAGCAAAAAGAAACUCUCAGAACAAGCCUCCAACACGUGCAGCGACUCCUCCAGCGUGUUCGAGCCCUCGUCUCCCGGAGCUGGGGAAGCUGAUACGGAGAGUGACGAUGACGAUGAUGAUGAUGACUGUAAAAAGUCUUCAAUGGAUGAGGGGACUGCUGGGAGCGAGGCUAUGGCUACAGAAGAGAUGUCUAACCUGGUGAACUAUAUUCAGCCAGUCAAGUUUGAGUCAUUUGAAAUUUCAAAAAAAAGAAAUAGAAGUUUUGAAAUGUCUUCCUUCGUGGAAACCAAAGGACUGGAGCAGCUGACAAAGUCUCCGGUGGAAUUUGUAGAAUAUAACAAAAUGCAGCUUAGCAGGAUAUAUCCGAAAGGAACACGUGUAGAUUCAUCCAACUAUAUGCCUCAGCUCUUCUGGAAUGCAGGCUGUCAAAUGGUUGCCCUUAAUUUCCAAACAGUGGACCUGGCUAUGCAGAUAAAUAUGGGGAUGUAUGAAUACAAUGGGAAGAGUGGCUACAGAUUAAAGCCAGAGUUUAUGAGGAGACCUGACAAGCAUUUUGAUCCAUUCACCGAAGGCAUCGUAGAUGGGAUAGUGGCCAACACUUUGUCUGUUAAGAUCAUUUCGGGUCAGUUUCUUUCUGAUAAGAAAGUCGGGACUUAUGUGGAAGUGGAUAUGUUUGGUUUGCCUGUGGACACGAGGAGGAAAGCAUUUAAGACCAAGACAUCCCAAGGAAAUGCUGUAAAUCCCGUCUGGGAAGAAGAACCCAUUGUGUUCAAAAAGGUGGUUCUUCCUUCACUCGCCUGUCUGAGGAUAGCAGCUUAUGAAGAAGGAGGAAAAUUUAUUGGUCACCGGAUCUUGCCAGUACAAGCAAUUCGGCCAGGCUACCACUACAUCAGUCUGAGGAAUGAGAGGAACCAGCCUCUGGUGCUGCCAGCUGUCUUUGUCUACAUAGAGGUGAAAGACUACGUUCCAGACACCUAUGCAGAUGUGAUUGAAGCUUUGUCAAAUCCAAUUCGAUAUGUGAAUCUGAUGGAGCAGAGAGCUAAGCAACUGGCUGCUUUGACACUAGAAGAUGAAGAAGACUUAAAGAAAGAGGAUCCUGGGGAAACACCGUCAGAAGCUCCGAGUGAAGCCGGGACAACUCCAGCAGAAAAUGGAGUAAAUCACACUACAUCCCUGGUACCCAAACUUCCCUCCCAGGCCCUUCACAGCCAACCUGCUCCAGGUUCUUUAAAGGCACCUGCCAAAACAGAAGAUCUUAUUCACAGUGUUCUAACAGAAGUGGAAGCGCAGACUAUUGAAGAGCUAAAGCAACAGAAGUCGUUUGUCAAGCUUCAGAAGAAGCACUACAAAGAAAUGAAAGAGCUGGUUAAGAGACACCACAAGAAAACCACUGACCUUAUCAAGGAGCACACUACAAAAUACAAUGAGAUUCAGAAUGACUACUUAAGAAGGAGAGCGGCUUUGGAAAAGACAGCCAAAAAGGAUAGUAAGAAAAAAACGGAACCCAGCAGCCCUGACCAUGGCUCAUCAACCAUUGAGCAAGAUCUGGCUGCCCUGGAUGCCGAAAUGACCCAGAAGUUAAUUGACUUGAAGGACAAGCAACAGCAGCAACUGCUUAAUCUUCGACAAGAACAGUAUUACAGUGAAAAAUACCAGAAGCGAGAACAUAUUAAACUGCUUAUCCAAAAAUUGACGGAUGUUGCUGAAGAAUGUCAGAACAAUCAGUUAAAGAAGCUCAAAGAAAUCUGUGAGAAAGAGAAGAAGGAAUUAAAGAAGAAAAUGGAUAAAAAGAGACAGGAGAAGAUAACAGAAGCUAAAUCCAAAGACAAAAGCCAGAUGGAAGAGGAAAAGACAGAGAUGAUCCGGUUAUAUAUCCAGGAGGUGGUGCAGAACAUCAAGAGGUUAGAAGAGGCACAAAGUAAACGGCAAGAAAAACUAGUAGAGAAACAUAAGGAGAUACGUCAGCAGAUCCUGGACGAAAAGCCCAAGCUGCAGGUGGAGCUGGAGCAAGAGUACCAAGACAAGUUCAAAAGAUUGCCCCUGGAGAUUCUGGAGUUCGUACAGGACGCCAUGAAAGGGAAGAUCAGCGAGGACAGCAAUCACAGCUCUGCCCCUUCCUCCCUCGCCUCCGACGCUGGAAAACUAAACCACAGGCCUUCCUCCAGUGAGGAGCUGGAAGGAGAGCACCCGGGAAAAGAGUUUGAUACUCCUCUGUGA
Molecule: messenger RNA, 3648 nt
Organism: Pipistrellus nathusii (Nathusius's pipistrelle)
Lineage: Eukaryota; Metazoa; Chordata; Mammalia; Chiroptera; Vespertilionidae
Source: the annotation of a GenBank genome assembly